AUGUCGAACUCGGCCGUUGAGAAAAUCAGCGUGAACAAAUGGAUUGAUGAUAAUAAAGAUCAAUUUCUUCCACCUGUUUGUAAUAAACUGAUGCAUAACGAUCAACUGACAAUAAUGUUUGUUGGUGGACCGAACGUCCGUAAGGAUUAUCAUUUAGAGGAAGGCGAAGAGCUUUUCUAUCAACUCAAAGGUGAUAUGUGUUUAAAAGUUCUUGAGCAAAACCAACAUCGAGAUGUAAUUAUCAAAGAGGGAGAAAUUUUUCUUUUACCGGCGAGAAUUCCGCAUUCACCAAAUCGGUUUGAAAACACUGUUGGCUUCGUCAUGGAAAGGAGACGAGAGGAAAAUGAGUUGGAUUGCUUAAGAUACUUCCAAAAUCAAUCAACCAAUCGUUUAUUUGAACGUUGGUUUCAUACGACCGAUCUGGGCAUUCAAUUAAAACCAGUGAUCCAAGAAUUCUUUGCAUCGGAAGAAUAUCGUACAAAUCAACCGAAACCAGAUAGUUUUCCCCAAGAACCGCCGGUGAAAAAUGAUGACAAGCUUCAAUUGAUCAGUCCAUUUUCUUUGAACAACUGGUUGGAACAACAUCAACACGACUUAUCUCGCGAACAUCCGAUUAGUGAACAUACCAUUGAUUGUUCAACUGGCGACGUGUGGCUAUGGCAACAUAAAGGACAUUCAACAGCAAGAAUUGUGACAGCGGAUAGGAAAGAAUCAGUUGUGAAGUUGGAGCCAUCCGAUUCGGUCUAUUUAAAUGUCGAUUGGACGUAA
Molecule: messenger RNA, 768 nt
Organism: Adineta ricciae
Lineage: Eukaryota; Metazoa; Rotifera; Eurotatoria; Adinetida; Adinetidae
Source: the annotation of a GenBank genome assembly